AAAUUACAGGCCUCAUCUUUUUAAGUGGGAGAACUUGCACAAUUGGUGGCUGACUAAAUACUUUUUCGCCCCACUGUACAUUUGUGAAAAGUAGUGAACGUUUACACACUUCAAGAUUACACACUUCAGGAGAAAGGAGGUAUUAUAAGGAUGCACGGCUAAAGUAAUCAAAUGUUUGGUCUGAUGAUAUUCUAUGUACAAUACUUCCUGUGGUCAUCAGGACAGAGCUAGUCCGUCCCCCUCCACUCUGCCGGAGUCCCCAGGUCACAACUCUCCUGGUAGCACCUUACUGCUGGGUCUGAAGAGGGUGUCUGUGUUGUUGGUCGCCUGCAGGAAAACACCAGGGCAGAGUGGAACUGUGAGAGAAGGACACGUGGAGGUAGAUUUGAUUUCAUCAAGGGACAUACACUGUUGUUCUAUCAGUGGGAGGGGCUUAUCAUCUGGGGAUCCUCAACAACAUCCUGUUGCUGACGAGACAGAGAAGAGUCUCUCCAGAUCAGAACAUCUCAAGAAACACCAGCAGAGACAUACAGGGAAGAAACCUCACCACUGCUGCUCUGGCUGUGGGAAGAGUUUCACAAGCCAGAGUGGCUUCAUUAUUCACUGUGAUCAGUGUGGGAAGAGUUUUGCUGCAUCUAACACCUUCAAAUCUAAUGUAAGAAUUCAUACAGGGGAGAAGCCUUACCCCUGCCUUGAUUGUGGGAAAAGCUUUGUUAGUGCAGGAGCCUUAACCGUACACCAGAGUGUACACACAGGAGAGAAGCCUUAUAGCUGCCAUCAGUGUGGGAAGAGCUUCAAUCAUUCUGGCAACCUGACUAUACACCAGCGAACACACACAGGAGAGAAGCCUUAUAGUUGUGAUCAGUGUGGGAAGAGCUUUGCUGUAUCAGAAAAACUAAUGAGACACCAGCGAACACACACAGGAGAGAAGCCUUAUAGUUGUGAUCAGUGUGGGAAGAGCUUUGCUGUAUCAGAAAAUCUAACUAGACACCAGCGGAUACACACAGGAGAGAAACCUUAUAGCUGUGAUCAUUGUGGAAAGAGCUUUGCUGUAGUUUCCUCUCUGACUGCACACCAGCGAACUCACACUGGAGAAAAGCCUUACAGCUGUGGUCAGUGUGGGAAGAGCUUUGCUGUCAUUUCCUCCCUGACUGCACACCAGCGACGACACACUGGAGUGAAGUCUUAUAGCUGUGAUCAGUGUGGGAAGAGCUUUGCUGUAUCAGAUAAACUAACUAUACACCAGCGGAUACACACAGGAGAGAAGCCUUACAGCUGUGGUCAGUGUGGGAAGAGCUUUGCUCAAUCAGAUAAUCUAACUAGACACCAGCAGAUACACACAGGAGAGAAGCCUUAUAGCUGUGAUCAUUGUGGAAAGAGCUUUGCUUUAGCUUCCACCCUGACUGCACACCACAGAACACACACAGGAGAGAAGCCUUAUACCUGUGAUCAUUGUGGAAAGAGCUUUAAUCAGUCAGGGACCCUGAAAUCACACAAGCAAACACACACUGGAGAGAAAGAAGCCUUAUAUCUGUGAUCAGUGUGGGAAUUGUUUCAGUCAGUUAUGGACCCUUUAUUCACACCAGUGAAGACACACUGGAGAAGGAACCUUUUGUCUGUCCAGGUGUGAAGAGCUUUGUUUAUUUAGGGCCAAUGAGAAAAAAACAGAAAGCACAAACUUGCUGUAAUUAGAUAACCUGAAUUCACACCAGCGAAUACACCCCGUGGAGAAGCCUUAUAGCUGUUUCAUCUCCCUCCCUUCUGGCACCGGUUCCAGAUCCCUAAAUAAAGGAUAAAAUUAAAUCAAAUGUAUUUAUAUAGCCCUUCUUACAUCAGCUGAUAUCUCAAAGUGCUGUACAAAAACCCAUCUUAAAACCCCAAACAGCAAGCAAUGCAGGAUCAGUAGGAAACAUCUAGUGAACAGUCAUAUCCAUCUCCCAUUCUUAAACAGUUGCCUCAGUCUGAACACCAUGGUAACUUCUGUGUAGCAUAAUAUGCAGCUCUGAUCUAGGAUCAGUUCUCCCCU
Molecule: messenger RNA, 2026 nt
Organism: Oncorhynchus masou masou (cherry salmon)
Lineage: Eukaryota; Metazoa; Chordata; Actinopteri; Salmoniformes; Salmonidae
Product: zinc finger protein OZF-like
Exons: 2
Coding region: 194-1537 (447 amino acids)
Biological process (GO): regulation of DNA-templated transcription
Molecular function (GO): DNA-binding transcription factor activity, RNA polymerase II-specific; RNA polymerase II cis-regulatory region sequence-specific DNA binding
Source: RefSeq, a predicted model, not a curated record